Hyposmocoma kahamanoa is the source of this 1215-nucleotide messenger RNA. RefSeq names its product transient receptor potential-gamma protein-like. The transcript is spliced from 6 exons. Gene Ontology annotation, biological process: regulation of cytosolic calcium ion concentration; manganese ion transport; calcium ion transmembrane transport. Lineage: Eukaryota; Metazoa; Arthropoda; Insecta; Lepidoptera; Cosmopterigidae. Gene Ontology annotation, molecular function: inositol 1,4,5 trisphosphate binding; protein binding; store-operated calcium channel activity. Gene Ontology annotation, cellular component: membrane; cation channel complex. The record is from RefSeq and is a predicted model, not a curated record. The coding region runs from base 62 to 1093 and encodes 343 amino acids.
CUGCGCCGCCCCGUGCUGCGGCCGCUGACCGAGGUGCGUUGCAGAGAGCGGCGGCUCCGAGAUGUCGGCGGGCAGCGGCAGCGGCGCGGGCGCCGCCGUGGAUGCUCGCCGCCCGUCCACCUGUCGCGUGGAGCUGGGUGCGCUGCUGGCGCCCGAACCGCGCCCCCUCGAUAACAAAGUCAAGCGGCACAGCAUCCAUGGCAUGACAGAGGAGGAGAACGUGGUGCGGCCACACCAGGAGAUGGCUGUGCUGUCCCUCGAAGAGAAGAAGUUCCUACUGGGUGUGGAACGCGGCGACGUGGCGGGCACGCGGCGGGUGUUGCAGCGCGCCAAAGACACGCAUCACAUCAACGUGGACUGUGUAGACCCACUCGGCCGCUCGGCGCUUCUUAUGGCCAUCGACAAUGAGAACCUCGAGAUGGUCGAGCUGCUGCUGGAAUUCGGCGUAGAGACACGCGACGCGUUGUUGCACGCCAUCUCCGAGGAGUUUGUCGAAGCUGUUGAGGCACUGCUCGAUCAUGAGGAACGCACGCGCAAGCCGGGCGAGCCGAACAGCUGGGAAGCGCUGCCCCCGGAGACGGCGACGUUUACUUCAGACAUCUCGCCGCUCAUCCUGGCGGCCCACCGCGACAGCUACGAGAUCAUCAAGCUGCUACUGGACCGCGGCGCGGCGCUGCCCGUGCCGCACGAUGUGCGCUGCGGCUGUGACGAAUGCGUGCACUCACGGAACGAGGACUCGCUGCGCCAUUCGCGCUCGCGCAUCAACGCCUACCGCGCACUAGCCUCGCCCUCCCUCAUUGCACUCUCCUCAAAGGACCCCAUCUUGACGGCGUUUGAGCUGUCGUGGGAGCUGCGGCGCUUGUCGGCGCUCGAGCACGAGUUCAAGACUGAGUAUCAAGAAUUGCGCGUCCAGUGCCAGGAGUUCGCCACGGCUCUGCUUGAUCACACGCGCACGUCUCACGAACUUCAGGUGUUGUUGAACCACGAGACGGGCUCUCCGCAGGCAGCGCCGACGGAGCCCGGCGCACCAGAGCUCAUGCGUCUGUCGCGGCUCAAGCUCGCCAUCAAAUUGCGUCAAAAGAAAUCCUGCUGAUCCUAGCGUCGCAGCGCAUCGAGACGGCGGCCAGCGUGUGGGGUGGCGCACCCGGCGGCGGCACCACUCCGGUUUAUCGUCGCGGCUCCGGACCCUCGCCAGUCGAGUGGCUCAUCCUCGCC